AUGUGGAAAUACGUGUUAAUACUGAUUUUGUCCAAUUUAUUGGAGGCAUCAAGCUCCUUUUCGAAGAUCGAGUAUUUACUGCUAGACACAAGCAGAGAUACGGAGCCACCUAAGAUAACUGGUACGAAUGAAAUCAGGGUUAUUCGAGGAACGAAUGCUGUAAUAGAAUGCAAAAUAAUCGAAGGCUUACCAAAACCGAAAAUAACUUGGGAAUAUAAGGACAAGUAUGAACAAAACUUUAAACCUUUACCUGGGUUAGGAAAUGAGUUAAGUCUUUUGAGUGUGACCGAUCAAAAUGGAGGAAGUUACAAAUGUGUGGCAACGAACGUCGCAGGAGAAGAUGAACAUAUCACACACCUUGUUAUUGAUUGGGAAAAGUAUUCCAUAGAAGAUGAUGCUUUAGUUAUAAAGAAUCUGAAUGAAAGUGACUCCACAUCAUACACAUGUGAAGCUCAAAACUAUGUUGGUUCAGCAAAUGCGGCAUUUAUUGUGAGAGUUUAUACGGCUCCAAAAAUAUCGGGACUGGCUGAAGUUAAAGUCAUUAAAGGUUCUAAUGCGGUCAUAGAAUGCAACAUCAUUAAAGGCACACCAGUGCCUGAUAUAACUUGGUUAUAUUGGGAUAAAGUUGUAUAUAAGAAUUUGGAAAAAUCAUUCGGAUCUAAAAGGUUACUCCUACCAAAUGUGGAAGAAAAGAAUGCUGGAAGUUAUAAGUGUGUGGGAGCAAACGUUGCAGGCACAGACGAAUAUAUUACUACACUUAUAAUUGAAUCACCACCAACUAUAGUUUCAGAAUCAUCCAUUGAGUAUGCAGGACUUGAAGGAGAUAUAGCGUUUAGAAUUCCAUGUGACGUCAUCGGUUUACAGGAAUCAGAAGAAGUUCCUACAAAGAACCCUUACAUUGAAAUAGUGAAACCUACACUUUCCAAUGACGGCAACUACACAUGUCGUAUAAGUGAUGCUCACGGACACACAUGCACACAUACAUACGUGGUCGAUGUUGGAUACCCACCGAAGGUUCCAGAUAACUUCCAAAUAGACGACUGGCGUGGCGAUAUAGGAGAUAUACCUAGCUCAUUGUGA
Helicoverpa zea (corn earworm) is the source of this 1080-nucleotide messenger RNA. RefSeq names its product hemicentin-2-like. Lineage: Eukaryota; Metazoa; Arthropoda; Insecta; Lepidoptera; Noctuidae. The record is from RefSeq and is a predicted model, not a curated record. The coding region runs from base 1 to 1080 and encodes 359 amino acids. The transcript is spliced from 8 exons.